AUGAAGUUCACCCUCCUCACAACCGCCCUCUUCCUCUCCACCGCCGCCUAUGCCCAGGACUUGGACUCCAUAGUCACCGCCGCCGAAGGCAUUGUGGCCACAGCCGCCGCUGGCGGCGCAUCAAUCGGCUCCGAAGCCGUCGCGGAAGCGACUUCCAUCGCUCACGCUGUUGAAACUGGCGGCUCAGCUGCCAUUUCCACUCUCACCGGCGACGCUGCCUCAAUCGGAUCCGCAGCUGCCAGCGCGGCCAGCUCUAUUGGCUCCGAAGCUGCUUCAGCCGGCUCGGAUAUUGCUAGCAAGGCUUCCACUUGGGCUACACAGUUCACCACGACUGAUGCUUCUGGUCACACUACCACUGAGGCGACUACUAUGACAAGCCGCGCUAGUGGCGCGACGAGCACUGCUACUGAGACGGGGAGCAACACUGCUACUGAGACGGGGAGCAACACUGCUACUGAGAUGGGGAGCAACACUGCUUCGUCGACUGCUUCCGGUGCUUCGAGCACCAGAACUAAUGCUGCCGGUUCGGGGCCCUCCGCUAUGGGUGCUGCUUUUGCGGGUCUGGGCAUGCUCGGUGUCAUGGCUGCCUUGUAG
This is a messenger RNA of Penicillium maclennaniae, 594 nucleotides long. Its product is annotated as putative GPI anchored protein. The transcript has a single exon. Bases 1 to 594 code for a protein of 197 amino acids. NCBI's taxonomy places the organism in Eukaryota, Fungi, Ascomycota, Eurotiomycetes, Eurotiales, Aspergillaceae. The record is from RefSeq and is a predicted model, not a curated record.